UUUGCAUUUUGUGUUACGAUCCGCAGUGCCUUUUGGGAGAUCCUUAAGGCCUCCCAGCUGACCUUGGGAAAUUCUUGGCCAGAGGCUACGGGGUGUGUGUGUGUGGGUAGGUGACUGAAGAGUUUACUGUAUAAUAGAUCCUAGGGUUGGGUGACAGAUAGUUUUAGGGUAAUGUGAAAAGCGUUCAGUGUUAAUAAUUGAAGAGGUAAUGACUGGCUCUGUUGGACUGUCACUGAUGAAGAUUUAACUGCAGUCAAACUAGAAAGACUUAGAGAAAUUUAUGUUUUCCAAAGGAGGGAUUAUUUUGCUUAGUUUUCAGGCGGCUAGGAUUAGUGCGUAAUAAAAGUAUUGUGAAAUUGCCCAUUUUAUAGAAGAAAUUUUUUAAUUACUCUGUAAAGGAAUGAGAUAAAUGUUACAGGUAUUAAGCUUGUUUUCUUUACAAAGCAGGGGCUAGUUGAUCCACAAUGAGAUUUAAUGUAAGGAUUUUCUGCAUUACAUAGUAGGUUGAACUACAUUUCUAAGUACGCAGGGUUCCGGAACUAGGAGUCCGAAUUUAGGGAGUCCCAGCCACCUUUAAAUGUCUUUAUAAAAGUAAAUUGAAACAGCUAGAUGAUUUUCUUGUUUAGUUGGAGAAACAUCCCAGAGAGAACUCUGCACCCUCAGCUGGUGUAAAUGGUUUCAGAAGGUGGAAGCUUCCUUUUCUAAAACAGUUCUGAGCCAAGGAAUGGAUAACCGGUACCUGGUAUUAGCAGUCGAUAUUGUACAGAAUGAAGAAGGAAACCAUGAAAAGCACCUAAUCAUCACUGCUUCCCAGUCGCUAGAUAAAGAACUGUGUAUCCUUAGGAAUGACUGGUGUUCUGUACCAGUAGAGCCAGGGGACAUCAUUCAUUUGGAGGGAGACUGUGUAUCUGAUACUUGGAUAAUAGAUGAAAAUUUUGGAUAUUUGAUUCUAUAUCCAGACAUGCUGAUUUCUGGUACAAGCAUAGCCAGAAGCAUUCGAUGUAUGAGAAGAGCUGUCCUCAGUGAAACUUUUAGGAGUUCUGAUCCAGCCACACGCCAAAUGCUGAUUGGUACAAUUCUCCAUGAAGUAUUUCAAAAAGCAGUAAGUGCUAGCUUUGUCCCGGAGAAACUACAAGAACUUGCUUUUCAAACUGUUCAGGAGAUAAGGCAUCUGAAAGAAAUGUACCGCUUAAACCUGAAUCAAGAUGAAAUAAAACGGGAAGUAGAGGAGUAUCUUCCUUCAUUUUCUAAAUGGGCUGGAGAUUUCAUGCAUAAAUAUAAUUCAGCUAACUUCCCUCAGAUGCAGCUCUCUCUGCCAAGUGAUAAUAGUAACAAUAAUUUGGCAUGCAACAUUGAAAUCAUAAACUCACUGGAUAUUGAAGAAAGCAUUUGGUCCCCUAGGUUUGGGCUAAAGGGCAAAAUAGAUGUUACAGUUGGUGUGAAAAUACAUCGAGGAUGUAAAACAAAAUAUAAGAUAAUGCCAUUGGAACUGAAAACUGGCAAAGAAUCAAAUUCUAUUGAACAUCGUAGUCAGCUUGUUCUGUACACACUGCUAAGCCAAGAGAGAAGAGCUGAUCCCGAGGCUGGCCUGCUCCUCUACCUCAAGACUGGCCAUAUGUACCCUGUGCCUGCCAACCAUCUUGAUAAAAGAGAAUUACUAAGGCUAAGAAACCAGAUGGCAUUCUCUUUGUUUCACCGUAUUAGCAAAUCUGAUACUGGAAAGGAGAAGGCAAAGCUUGCUCCUUUGCCCCAGAUAAUUGAAGAGCAACAAACCUGCAAAUAUUGUUCACAAAUGGGCAACUGUGCUCUUUAUAGCAGAGCAGUUGAACAACAGAUGGAUGACUGUUCUGUUCCAGUUGGCAUGCUGUCCAAAAUAAAAGAAGAAACCCAGCAUCUAAAGCUUACACACUUGGAGUAUUUCAGUCUUUGGUGUCUCAUGUUAACCCUAGAGUCAAAAUCAAAGGAUAAUAAAAAGAAUCACCAAAAUAUAUGGUUAAUGCCUGCUUCAGAAAUGGAGGAAAAUGGCAACUGCAUUGGAAACCUAAUCAGAAUAGAACGUGUAAGGACAGUUUGUGAUGGACAAUAUUUGCAUAAUUUCCAACGUAAAAAUGGUGCCAUGCCCAUCACAAAUCUAAUGGCAGGUGACAGAGUUAUUUUAAGUGGAGAAGAGAGAACACUGUUUGCAUUGUCUAGGGGAUAUGUGAAAGAGAUUAACAUGACAACAGUAAUCUGUUUAUUAGACAGGAACUUGUCAGUACUUCCAGAAUCAACUUUGUUCAGAUUGGACCAGGAAGAAAAAAAUUGUGAUAUAGAUACCCCAUUAGGAAAUCUUUCUAAAUUGAUGGAAAAUACUUGCAUCAGCCAAAAACUUCGAGAUUUAAUCAUUGACUUUUGUGAACCCCAGUUUAUAUCCUACCUCAGUUCUGUUCUUCCACAUGAUGCAAAAGAUACCGUUGCCUGCAUUCUAAAAGGUUUGAAUAAACCUCAGAGGCAAGCAAUGAAAAAGGUACUCCUUUCAAAAGACUACACACUCAUCGUGGGCAUGCCUGGAACAGGAAAAACAACUACAAUAUGUACUCUAGUACGAAUUCUCUAUGCCUGUGGUUUUAGUGUUUUGUUGACCAGCUAUACUCACUCUGCUGUUGACAAUAUUCUUUUGAAGUUAGUGAAGUUUAAAAUUGGAUUUUUGCGCCUGGGUCAGACUCAAAAGGUUCAUCCAGGUAUCCAGAAAUUUACAGAGGAGGAAAUUUGCAGAUCAGAGUCCAUUAAAUCCUUAGCCCUUCUAGAGGAGCUCUAUAAUAGUCAACUUAUAGUUGCAACAACAUGUAUGGGAAUAAAUCAUCCAAUAUUUUCUCGUAAAAUUUUUGAUUUUUGUAUUGUGGAUGAAGCCUCUCAAAUUAGCCAACCAAUAUGUCUAGGGCCACUUUUUUUUUCACGGAGAUUUGUGUUGGUGGGGGAUCAGCAGCAGCUUCCUCCCCUGGUGCUAAACCGUGAAUCAAGAGCUCUUGGCAUGAGUGAAAGCUUAUUCAAGCGGCUGGAGCGGAAUAAGAAUGCUGUUGUUCAAUUAACUGUGCAGUACAGAAUGAACAGUAAAAUUAUGUCUUUAAGUAAUAAAUUGACAUAUGAAGGAAAGCUGGAGUGUGGAUCAGACAAAGUGGCCAAUGCAGUGAUUAACCUACCUAACUUUAAAGAUGUGAAGCUGGAACUGGAACUUUAUGCUGAUUAUUCUGAAAAUCCUUGGCUGAUUGGAGUAUUUAAGCCAAACAAUCCUGUUUGUUUUCUUAAUACGGACAAGGUUCCGGCACCAGAACAAGUCGAAAAGAGUGGUGUGAGCAAUAUAACAGAAGCCAAACUCAUAGUUUUCUUGACCUCAAUUUUUAUUAAGGCUGGAUGUAAUCCCUCUGAUAUUGGCAUCAUUGCACCAUACAGGCAGCAGUUAAAGAUCAUCAGUGAUUUAUUGUCACAUUCUUCUGUUGGGAUGGUCGAAGUUAAUACAGUAGACAAAUACCAAGGAAGAGACAAAAGUAUCAUUCUAGUAUCUUUUGUUAGAAGUAAUAAAGAUGGAACUCUUGGUGAACUCUUGAAAGAUUGGCGACGUCUUAAUGUUGCUAUAACUAGAGCCAAACAUAAACUGAUUCUCCUGGGAUGUGUGCCCUCACUGAACCGUUACCCUCCUUUGGCGAAGCUGCUUAAUCAUCUAAACUCAGAAAAAUUGAUAUCCUUUUGUUUUGUAUGUAGUCAUAUUUGUGCUGUUGUGAGUACUUUAUUUGUACCUGUAUAAAACUCAUUGUCUCAUUGUGCUCUAUGAGCGUAUUUCAAAGAUCUGAUUUUACAAAGGAAAAGGGAGAAAACGAUUCAUAGGAAGUAAUUUUAAGCAAAAAGUGAAAUAAAGCAUGUGAUGGAGAAGGAUAGUUUAUGAAGUGAGAAAGGGGGAAAACAGAGACUUGAUUUGUUGCCCUAGGAACAGGAUGUAUGUUUCCUAGAACACAUCUAGGAAAACAGCUGUCCCUUCUGGUUCCUCUCACCCCUUUUUAUAACCUUUUUUCAAUGUUAAAAAGUAUUAUAUUAAAAAAUGUAAAAUUAUUCCUUGUCAUAUUGCAAAUUAUUUUUUAAAUAGAUGAUAUUUUAAAAAAAUAAUAUUAAGGUCUUAGGCUAAGAUAUAUAAACCUUAUUGCUUAAGUACAUUGUUAUCCAAAGACUGCCAUAAAAAUCUUUAUAAUUUUUUUAGCAGUUCAGUAAACCAAAUUACAAAAUUUUAAAUAAUGUCAUAAAUGUUUUUAUAAAGUUCCGUAUUGUAUUAAAUACAUCUUCCUUAAUUUAUUUUACAUCAUUGAUCUUCCAUCAGGAGAACAUGAAAGUCUUUGUUACAUAUUGGGUGAUUUUCAAAGAAGAUAAAGCUUUUUCCAUACUAGCAUGAUGAUCUCCUUUGACUACUGCCUAUUAUUAGUGAUUUGGGUAUGCUGUAAAGUCAAUGUCUGGUUAGACUGAAGAUACCUUUUAUACUGAGGGUAUGAAAUGAUGUAAAUGUACUCUGUUCACAGUUCUAGUUUUUAAUAUAAUCUUUUUAAGCAUAAAGUUCUAUCACCAUAUAAUAUUUAACACGGUAUUUAUUUUUUCAGGACAGGUCCACCCAAAACUGAAAAGUCUAAAUUUAUAGGUACUAUAAAUGUGUUUUGUGUGACCUAGAAAGAGUUUGAUAAAUUUUUACAGCAUUAAGGAUGGAUUAACUUUUGGAUCUAAGAAACUUUUAAGUCUAAAAUUUCAAGACUAAUUUGAUUUUGUACAUUUUUAUAUUUUGUGUUUUGAAAGAUUAGGUAAGAAAAUUGAUUUGUUUUUCUAUUUAAGCCCAGUCUUAUGAUGAUGAGAACAUAGGUAUGGUUCUUUUCUGUAUUUUCAGGUCCCUGAUCCAAAGGCCAUUUUGCUGGGUUUUUUUUCCCUGACUUUUGCUUUCUGGUAUCACAUAUGUUUUCACUUUAAACCUAAUCUUUUAAAUGUUAUUUAUAAAUUGAUUAUUUCCAAUUGAUUUCUGAUUCCCCCUUUCUCUCCCACUUGUUUUUAGUAUUUAGUGUUAUAUAGUGGAUUUUGAUAUGAAAUUCUUUUUCUUCUGAUAAGAAAUUUUGUUUGCUGAAUUGAUGAUAAAUUGAAAGGGUUCUUUUUGUAUGAAGAUAUUUUAUGAGACAAUUACCUCAGAACGCUUAAUUUAUGCAUAUGGUGAUGGAUUUUAAUCUCAGUGUAUCCAUCUUCUGGGGAGAAAUCUCAUUUUUCUUAAAGCUUUUUUUUAAUGAAUGUUAAAUAUGUUAAAAUUGUUGCUUCUACCUCACAUGUUAUUACUUGAAGUUUCUAUUGAAUAAAUUG
Molecule: messenger RNA, 5355 nt
Organism: Manis pentadactyla (Chinese pangolin)
Lineage: Eukaryota; Metazoa; Chordata; Mammalia; Pholidota; Manidae
Gene: DNA2
Product: DNA replication helicase/nuclease 2
Exons: 20
Coding region: 725-3781 (1018 amino acids)
Biological process (GO): replication fork reversal
Cellular component (GO): cytoplasm
Molecular function (GO): single-stranded DNA helicase activity; 5'-flap endonuclease activity
Source: RefSeq, a predicted model, not a curated record